This is a messenger RNA of Salvelinus namaycush (lake trout), 5425 nucleotides long. It is a transcript of the gene tmprss4a, whose product is annotated as transmembrane serine protease 4a. Gene Ontology annotation, cellular component: membrane. Bases 2888 to 4330 code for a protein of 480 amino acids. The transcript is spliced from 12 exons. Gene Ontology annotation, biological process: proteolysis. The record is from RefSeq and is a predicted model, not a curated record. Lineage: Eukaryota; Metazoa; Chordata; Actinopteri; Salmoniformes; Salmonidae. Gene Ontology annotation, molecular function: serine-type endopeptidase activity; protein binding.
AAGCUGCUGGCACUUUAAAAUACAAAUCACAAUGAAGAGAGAGCACCUUUUUAUACACUAAAGCGAAACAUGCCAAUUGAUUUUAUCGGUUAAACCUUCUGUGACCCAGUUCUGCUUCCACAGAUGCUUUCUCAAUGCAAACUGGGUCUAGUCCCAUUGUUCACUAUCCUGCAUGGGCCAAACGACCUGAACACACCUCUGUCUCGCUCCCUCACACACGCAUUCCCAUUUGCAUACCCACCUCCCCCUCUCUCUCUCUCUCUCUCUCUCUGAUUUUAUUCCACCCGUGUUGUAAAUUUAUGCCAACUGUCUGUCAAAGUGAAUUCUUGCACGGAGGUCACCAUUGACAUGGAUUGUGUGAUUCCGGUUCGGGUUGUGUCUCUGCCAUUUUAUAAUGUUGUUUUUAGAUAUCUUGUUGCAAAGUAGGCGAUCCUCAAAUAAUAUAUUUCAGCAAAUGAAUGUGUGCGGCCUGCAGUUAGUGACCUAUAGUUUAUAUGUGGUCUACAAAUCACUAGGAGUCCCUAUUUUCGAUAGUUUGCUAUGUACUGUAUAUUGCUGGUCAACUUUGAUGAAACAAUGCAGGUAUUUUGGUUCUGUUUGGUACUGGUCAGUCAGCUGUCGGCUCCGAGAUGUGUAUAGUCACAUUUUAUGUUGAACUGGCUGACCUUCCUCUUCUCCCACCUCUGUACUCUAACAUCCAUUCUUUCUUUCUCUCCUUCUCUCUUUGUAACCAUAUUUCCUUUUCUCAUAAUCUGCUCAUAUUGACCUAGAUUAGUUCCUGUCUACAGUACAUCUACGUGGAGAGUUCCACCAACGUCUCCAUGACUCAUGCAAAUCAUACAGGAGCUUUCUCUGUCUGUCUGUCUGUCUGUCUGUCUGUCUGUCUGUCUGUCUGUCUGUCUGUCUGUCUGUCUGUCUGUGUGUGUAUGUGUGUGUGUCAUUCAAAUGAUCACUUACAUACAGUGAGCACUGUUCCCUCUAAAUUGCGCGCGUUCGCGGCCGCGCACCUCCUGCGGGAAUACCGCACAGAAGAAAUGCCAUGCAGCGCAGAGACAGACCCAAGCGAUUGAACUUCACUGAGUUCACCCUGUUAGUUUGCACUAUAUUAUAGAUCAACUUUUUUUCGGUGAUCGAAUCAACAUUACAUCAGACACUUUUCAAUGCACCAAACCAGAACAAAUCUAACUUUGCAAGAUUGAGUCUUUGAUUUUGUUGCAGGCAGAGCCAGAACGCAAUGGGGAAGAUUUAUACUGGUGGGUGUAGCCCCCGAGCGGUUUUUCAAUCACUGGCGAGUGAACGCGUUUUUCAGAUCAGACCGCAAAGCAGCAGUUAGCGAGUUAUCGACCCAUGCCUAGGUACAAAUAAUUCAGAAAUGGGGAGUUACUGCUUCCGACAAAAAGUUUUAGGCUACAUGUCAAGCCGUAUUUGAAAAGCCAGUCAGGUAAAAAGCUUACAGUAUGUCUUGUUUUUUGUUGCUUUAACACUAUACAGCUGAUUCAAAAAAGACAAACGCUUGAUGAUGAGUUGGUUAUUUGAAUCAGCUGUGCAGUGCUAGGGCAAACAACAUGUUCCCCAGGGAGUGUCUUCAACUGUUUAGGAUUGUGGUCAGUUAAAUGAACAGCAUAUGUAUAUCUCACUUCCCCUUUUCUCCCCAAGUUGAGGUUGUUUUGCUAUUCUUCUUCUCUGUGUUGCUAGAACCCUCUGUUUUAGGUACCAAUAUUAGACCAGACCGUCUCCAUGGAGAAUAGACAGGAAGACUUCAUGCAGAUGAAGGGAUUUCACUCGCAACUGAAUUGUAAAAGUGAAAUUACGGGACACAUAUAUAUAUAUUUUUUUAAAUACCAUUUGAGAAUGGCUCACUAUCGUAUUGCUUCAUGUCAACACAUACAGACAAGCCUUUGAUUUUGGGUUAUAUUUAACAAACUUGAACCUGUUUUGUUUCUGUAAUGGUAAGUCUGUGAACAAAAGCACUGACAACUCUAACUACAGAAGACCAACAGCAGUUAAGCAGUGUUUUUACCCAGCCACUAAGAGCCCUGUCCCUCACUAUAGCCACCACCUGUCUUGUCCCUCCGUACAGUAUAACCCUCCAUAUCUGCGGGAUGGUGUACUGUGUGGCGGUGUCCAUGUUAGGACAGCCUCAGUCUCAAAAGGACUUGGGUUCACUGUUGCUGAGUGUGUCAGACAGUCCGUAGACUGUACAUGCAAUGUAUUAGUGUGGCGACAGAUUUGUAAAGUAUUUGUGGACCAGUUGGCGAGAUUGGACAGAAUAGCCGAUACUGUAGAUGCCUAACAGACUGUUUGAGUCAUUGGUAUUUUGGGAUGUUGUUGUUUUUGGUCGUGAUGGCUGUUUCACUAGUGAGCAGGUUUCGUUCACUGAAGCUAUGACUCAUGACAGUUAUGAUGGCGGGUACUUGUGCUUGCUGUGCACUUGAAUGAUUCUAUCAGCAUGAACACAUUGUCAUAUAGAGAACAGUCAACCGAGCGCGUCUUCUAUAAAACAAUAGAUUUGUAAAGCUGGGGGGGGCAGAGCUGUCAAUUGCAUAACUUGAAUUAAGUGGUUUAUAGCGUGCGUGAUUAGAAUGCUGUGUGUAUAGCAUGCUCCACCAUUCAAGCUCUAUUGUCCUUUAACGGAGUGGAAUAACACAGUAUAAAGCAACUACACAUUGAGCAGAGUACCACACCUGAGGAUGUGUCAUACAACUAUCUCUGUCUUUGUGUCAGAUGGGCCUGGGAAUUGUGCUCACAGCAAUUGUGCUCACAGCUCACAGCAUGACAGUCACACACAACGUUGAUGGGAGGCACACUGUUCCAUGUGCGAGUGUUCCCGAUCCAGUCUGUCAUGCCUCCCCUCUCUCGACCCUAGGACCUCACAAACUCUUACAUAAUGUCCCACAUUCUGCACCGAGCACAGUAUGAUCCCCUAUCUCUCAAUCUGUCGUCUCUCUCUCGCCAGACUGACACCUGCCUUGCUGAAGAAGGCAAUAUACCAUUAAAUCCUAGGCAACAAGUUGAAGUACGGCCUGGUAGGAAACGAAAGCCCAUGACGGCUCUGAACUCCCAGAAAGAGAAGUCCUCGUCGAGGAAGAGGGUCCUGAUCACCGUGUUGAUGGUACUGGUAGUGCUGGGGAUCCUGGCCACGGCUGGCUACUUCAUCGCACAGCUGAUCAACAGUAAGUUCUUCUUCUGCUCCCGGUCAGUGAAGUUCAUUCCCCUGGAAAAAGCAUGUGAUGGGAUGGCAGACUGUUCAGGAGGAGAGGACGAGCUCACCUGUGUGGCCAGCAUGACGGUCAACACUACCUUCCCAGUGCGUCUGGUCUCUGAGCAGAGGGUUCUCCAGAUCUACAGUGCCGGGACAGGAUGGAGGAGUGUGUGUAGUGAGAACUGGACCCAGCAGCACACAGAGAAAGCCUGUCAGCAGCUGGGCUACACCUAUAAACCCAACAGUAGUAGUAUCUCAGUGGAGAACUUGUCCUCGUCCCUGAAGACAGGACCGUUCUCAGGGGUCAGGGUCGCAGCUGAAACCACCCCCAUUUACCAGACUGUCAUUGACCGCCAGGUGUGUAACUCAGAAUCCGUGAUCUCCCUGACCUGCUCCGACUGUGGAGAGCGGGGGCGAUCGGACCGUGUCGUGGGGGGUGUGGAUGCGUCUAUAGAAGACUGGCCGUGGCAGGUGAGCCUGCAGCAGAACGGACAACACACCUGUGGAGGGUCACUGGUGUCCUCACGCUGGGUCGUCACAGCAGCACACUGCUUCUCUGGUAGUAAGAAGGAGCUGAGUCGCUGGCAGGUGGUGUCUGGGAGGACCUACAUGGGCACCCUGGGAGGCUCAUAUGUAGACAGGAUCAUACUGAACGGAGACUACGAUGCAGCCAGCAAUGACUACGACCUGGCCAUGAUGAGGCUAACCAAACCCAUCACUGUAGGAGACUCUCGUCGGCCCGUGUGUUUGCCCCCUAAGAACCUGGGCCUGAAGGCAGGAGACUCUAUGACGGUGACGGGCUGGGGCUACCUCCAUGAGAAGGGUAAAGUGUCUCCUGUCCUCCAGAAGGCUAUCAUUCCCCUUAUAGACAGUGAUCAGUGCUCCAGUCCCACUGUCUACGGUGACUCAAUUACUCCCAGAAUGCUUUGCGCUGGUUACCUGGAGGGCAAAGUGGAUGCAUGUCAGGGAGACAGUGGGGGUCCUCUGGUGUACCUGUCAGAACAAUGGCAGCUGGUGGGGGUGGUGAGCUGGGGGAUCGGCUGUGCCAGAGAGCGUCAACCAGGGGUCUACUGCAACGUGGACGAUAUGCUCAACUGGAUCCACACUGUCAUGGAGGAAAACCCUUGAAGCCUCAACACAUGACCAAAAGCCAAUGCUCUAUUGCGUUGGGUUAUCCGAAUGGAUUUCAGCGGGUCUACAUGGAGCUCUGCUAUGGGAAUAGAAGAGGAAUCUUCUUCGAAGUGCAAUUUAAAACACCUACAACAAUACAUAACUCAAACGCACACACACACACACAUGCCCGCACACUCAGAUAGACACGGACGCGAACACACUCAACACUCCUUCUUUACUAUAACAGGUUAUUUACGGUGUGACUUGUGCCAUUUUCGGUGUCUCAGGGACCACUGACGUGGUAGUGUAACACUGUCGCUGGAGACGACAGUCGGUCUAGGGCUGCGUCCGAAAUGGCACCCUUUUGCCUUUAUAGUGCACUACUCUUGAUCAGAACACUACGGUUCAAAGUAGUGCACUAUCAAGGGAAUAGGCUGGGCGUUUGGGACGAAGCCUGGGUUUUCCACAUGGCUAAGUACUUUGAGACAGGACUCUCACCAAGUGCCUCUGCUGUCUUUUUGUCAAUGAGGUUGCGAGAAGACCGCCAUAACCUACUGUACUUGACCACGUUUUAUAAAUGUAAAGUCGUAAUGUGACCACAUGUUUAUGUGAGUAUUGAAAUGCAUUGCACAAUGUUCAACAUGUUCACCCAACUUUCCAUGGGUGAAAUGUCUUAAUGAAAAUAUAUGUUGAUGAAGUAUAUGUGCCAUGCAGUUGAAAAUCUCAUUUUACCUCAUGUUAAGUGAUCCUCAAGUACGGUGAUGUGACCCUUUCUUCAUAUUAUAUGUCAUUGGAGGGGGCAUUAGCCCCCUCGACUUACCGUACUGUACAUCCCGUCAUGGAUUCACUUUUACACUUUCAGGUGGUCAGAACUAUUCACUGUGUGCCGACAGAUUUCCAGUGGGCAAUCGGAAUAAUCUUUACUUGCACAAGGUUCUAAUUAAUAGCGUGUCUUUUAUUUAAAUUGUGAACCUUUUAGUGUUUCUUUAAAUAUUGUUUACUACGUAGAAAUGGUUGUCUGUGUAAGAUAGAAAUGUGUCUGUAUUUGUUGGUAUGUUUGAUAAAGGGAUGCCUGUUUUCAAUAAAUGAUCAGAUUGGGAUGAACUUUGA